AUGCAUCGGAAUGCGGCGGUAAUCAGCGUCACGUGCAUAUUAUUAUGUCUUACUUUCAAUUACACGUUUCCUUUACAUAGAGGCAAUUGGAAUCUGAACUCUUAUAAUAAUCUUUCAAUGAAAUGUGGACCAAAUGUAGACCGGUCAAAGAAAAUGGCUAUUAAUUUUGAAAAUGCAAUGAAAAGGAUCAAAGAGUCGACUCAAGAUUUUUCCAAAAAUUUUCGAGCUCAUUUUACUGAUAGAAAUGACUUUACUGAAGAAGAUUUCCGUCACUUUGAACAGUUGGUCAUUAUGAAAAAGAACCCAUACAUAGAUUUAAAGGAGAUAGAAUUAAAGUUUAGUCCCACGGACAAAAAUAUAAGACAAAGUGUAAGAUUUGAAUCAGGUUCUCUGCCACAGAACUUUUUAGGUGAACCAGGCAUUUGGGAACCAAUGGAAGAAGGACCCAACGUAGAAAUUACGAAUAGGGGUCUGACAGGAUUUGCAAUACCAGCUAAAAUUGCGAGUCCCAAAGUUAUGACUCCCAAAGUCAACAUUAUCGACGAUAUCUCUAAAAGACUUUCAAUGGAGCUACAGUGUAAAGUGCAGAAUUAUGAUUGGGGUAAAUUAGGAGAAGAUAGUGUAGUAGCUAAAUUACUAGCUAGUGCUCAGCCAGAAAUUGAAAUAAAUCCAACACAACCAUAUGCAGAGCUAUGGAUGGGUACUCAUCCCAAUGGUCCGUCUCUGAUUAAAGAAAGAGAUGUAUUACUAUCAGAAUAUAUUAAAGAUAACUUGGACGCUUUAGGACCUGCUGUGAGAAAACAAUUUGGUGCGGCCGUGCCUUUUCUUUUAAAAGUAUUAUCUAUUAGAAAGGCACUAUCUAUACAGGCACAUCCUAAUAAGGCACAUGCUGACGAACUUCAUAAGCAAUUCCCAGACAUAUACAAAGAUCCUAACCAUAAACCAGAGCUUGCUAUUGCUUUAACUCCCUUUGAAGCACUCUGUGGAUUCAGGCCAUUAUCACAAAUCCAGGGAUUUCUUAAAAAAUUGCCGGAGCUAGUGAAUAUGUUGUCUAAGGAAAGUGUAGACAUAUUACAAUGUUGUGAGGAACAGGGAGAUAAUGGGACGAUCCUCAAGUCAGUUUUUCAGUCACUCAUGACAUCUGAUAAGACUAUUGUUGCAAGUACACUGCUGGCUAUAUUGGAUAGAUUGGACAAAGAAGAUGAAGCAAUUCAAGUCUCAUUACUAUAUCCAUUAGUGAAAAGGCUACACACGGACUUUCCGGGUGAUAUUGGCUGUUUUGCACCAUAUUUUAUGAACUACAUGCUUCUGCAACCUGGACAAGCUAUCUUCCUAAAGCCAAACUUGCCACAUGCAUAUUUAAGUGGAGAUUGUGUGGAAUGCAUGGCUUGUUCUGAUAACGUGGUCCGUGCAGGGCUGACUCCUAAACACAUUGAUGUACCAACAUUAGUGGAUAUGCUAGAUUAUUGCAGCUACACUUUAGAUCAGCUGCUAUUCAACCCACAACUCGAAGACCCGAACACCGCUAUCUGGAAACCACCUGUGCCAGAUUUUGCUGUUGUAAGGAUAGAGGUGGAAGGUGGCGAUUCGUUCAACACAAUAAUGCGUGAUAGCCCGAGUCUACUCAUUGUCAUCUCAGGAUAUGGAGUGGCUUGUGACACGGAGCCCAUAGAGGUUCGGCCUGGCAGCGUCAUAUUCCUGAAGGCGAGCAGGCAGCUAAAUCUGACACCGGCUCAAAAAAGUCACUUAGAAAUUUAUCAGGCGAUUUGUAAUGUGUAA
Arctia plantaginis is the source of this 1779-nucleotide messenger RNA. The record is from the annotation of a GenBank genome assembly. Lineage: Eukaryota; Metazoa; Arthropoda; Insecta; Lepidoptera; Erebidae.